Molecule: messenger RNA, 1380 nt
Organism: Styela clava
Lineage: Eukaryota; Metazoa; Chordata; Ascidiacea; Stolidobranchia; Styelidae
Source: RefSeq, a predicted model, not a curated record
UCUGCCAGUUUGCAGCAUUCGUAUUCUCGUCUGCCGUUCCUGCUGGAUAAAGGAUUGGCAGUUCACAUCUGCAUAAAUGGAUAUCAGAUACUGCGUGCUAUUGACAUGUGUUUUAGCUGUCAUAGAUCAUAGUAGAUCAGGAUUGGCCGAAAUACCAGAACCUUGCGUAAACUCAAAAUGUUCCGGAGGCAAAGUCUGCUUUAAACCAUAUGGCGGAGUAGAUUCGAUUUGCUUAUGCCCAAUAGGAUUCACCGGGGACAAUUGUAUGACACGAGAAUUCGGAAUGCCUGAUAGUUGUUCUUUUCCGACAAAUGCCGUAGACUAUUGUGAGGCAAAAGGUGAAUGUGGGAUUGCUGGAGGGACAUGUGGUAAAGGAAAAGUGUGUUGCGCCGAAUCAGAUGCUUGCACGUUCACUUGCAUAACCCCAGGUUGCUCAAACCCAUAUGAUCUAAAAAAGUGUACUGAUGAUAACAAAGUGUGCAAUGACGAUAAUUCCCCUCGCGGAUUUAGCUGCUAUUGUCCUAUGGGAUUCUAUGGUGACCAGUGUGAAAACCGAUUUCCUGGAAUCGACGAUAAAUGCGAUGUUCCUCAAAUUGAUAUAUGCGAAAGUUUUCAAAACCCAACUUGCGCGGACACUUCCUUUUGUGAUGGUGACAAAAUAUGUUGCUCAACAGGAUGUGGGACUAGAUGCGUAGAUCCUCCAAGCCAACCUCAACCAGAGCCACCCCCAGCCAAAGGAAGAGGCCAACUCGGCAUAGAUUCGUCUUUUAUACAAUUAAUGCUGCUAACAAAUUUAGCUAAACCACCUCCCCGAGCCAGACCCCGAACCGUUCCCCGAGCAUGUCAACCUAUUUGUGGUCGAAUAACCUGUCCAAACAAUGUUGGAGCGGUUUGUCAACCUAUAAAUAACGGAUGUGAUGGUUAUUUCUACGAUCAAUACAACAAGCAAAUAAUAACCCAAAUGUGUCCAUGCCCCCCCAAUGCCCAAGAACAUCCAAACUGCGGCCCUGAAUGGUGUUUUCAAAACGGAAAACCACUUACGUGCACUGCAUUUCCUGAUGCCCAUUGUCGCAUAUCAAAAUGUAAUGGAUGUUACAGAUACUGGACAGAUAGUAAAGGGAAACAUGUCAAUUGUGGCUGAUAGCUUUAUCUUGUAUUUAAUUUUUUAUUAUCUUUGUAACAAUUAACAUUUUUCUAGUUUGCAUAAACUUGACAAUCAGUAUUUAAUUAGGUAACAGUCAUUGUAAAAUUAAAUUUGUUGAAUCUGUGUAAUAAAUAUGAAGUAUGGUUUCGAGGACAGGAGUUGCUACAUAAGCCACUCAAGGUGUAGCCUAACACUUGGUGUUUAAUCAAAAAUAAAAAAUAAAUACUGGAUAUGCA